Messenger RNA from Dothidotthia symphoricarpi CBS 119687, 410 nucleotides. RefSeq lists its product as uncharacterized. Lineage: Eukaryota; Fungi; Ascomycota; Dothideomycetes; Pleosporales; Dothidotthiaceae. The record is from RefSeq and is a predicted model, not a curated record. The coding region runs from base 139 to 318 and encodes 59 amino acids. The transcript has a single exon.
GAUUCCUACGCCGACUUGCCCCCACCGAACAGACCUCCCUACCCACGUCCACAAGCGACUGAACCCCCACUUCCAACGGAUUUCUUAUCUCCAUGGGUGGGCAAGACAGUCGAAGACUGCGCGAUGUGGCUACAAGAAAUGCCUGUACAGGAGAACGUCUACGCAGAGAGCGUGAACAGAGAUUACUUUACAGCUUUGAAUGAGUUCUCCAAAGAAGAAGAUACUGUUUUAGUGUGUCGCGUACAAAAGGAGGACGAUGGUGAUUUCAGGGUUGACUACUUUCUACACUCUACGGAUGAGGUGCAGAUGCAGAUGUAGACAAACUGGCAUAUGAAGUUCGACGAGAAGGCUGUUAAUUAUCGGGAUGCAAGGCUUGAGAACACACAGCCUAAUCGAAGAAGAUUCACGAC